CACGACUCAUCCUCUCCAUCAACCUUCAAUAUCGCUGCCCUCAUAGUAUACUUUCACAAACACUCAUAGUCCGCCCAUCAUGAAACUCACCACCCUAUCCGUGCUGGCCCUAUCAGCCUCGGCCAUCAACGCCCGCUUCGUCGAGAAGCACGAGACCGACCAAGUCGUGCUCACCAGCGACAGUGGCGAGGAUGCAACAAAGUAUCUCAUCGAGCUCUCCCCCGGAGAGACCAGGUUGGUGAUAGAGGAAGACAAAUGGGAUCUGAAACGACAAAACAUCAACUUCAUGGACAUCACCGACACCCAAUCCCUCGGCUCCUACAACAUCCACACCAGCAAGAAGCGUGUCUUCCCCGCAGCACCCGUGCACCAGACCAGUCUCGAGCCCCUCCUCAAGACCCUCUCCAAGUCGAAAAUGCGGGCGCACCUCGAGAAAUUCACCUCCUUCUACACCCGCUACUACAAGUCCACCUACGGCGCUCAGUCGUCCGCAUGGCUCCUCGAGACUGUCACCGAAAUGGUCGGUGCUGCGGGGGCUGAUAAGCACGGUGCGCAUGUGAAGCACUUCCCGCACUCGUGGGGGCAGAACAGCGUUAUCGCUACGAUUCCGGGACAGAGCGAUAAGACUGUCGUUAUUGGCGCGCAUCAGGAUAGUAUUAACCUGUUCCUGCCUGCAUUCCUCCCAGCGCCUGGCGCGGAUGAUGAUGGAUCAGGAACGGUUACCAUCCUUGAGGCGCUGCGGGUGCUGUUGGCUGAUGAGUCGGUUGUGGCGGGGAACGCAACAAACACCAUCGAGUUCCACUGGUACUCUGCGGAAGAGGGCGGUCUGCUCGGCUCCCAGGCUAUCUUCAGCGCAUAUGAGAAGGAGGGUCGUGAUGUGCGGGCUAUGUUGCAGCAGGAUAUGACUGGUUAUGUCCAAAAGACUCUCGAUGCCGGAGAGCCCGAGAGCGUGGGCGUUAUCACUGAUUUCGUCGACCCGGCGUUGACGGAGUUCAUCAAGACGAUCGUGACGGAGUACUGCGAUAUUCCGUAUGUGGAGACCAAGUGCGGAUACGCUUGCAGUGACCACGCAUCGGCGAGCAAGGCGGGGUAUCCGUCGGCGUUUGUGAUUGAGUCCGACUUUAAGUACUCGGAUGAUAAGAUCCAUACCCAGGAUGAUAAGAUUGAGUAUCUCUCUUUUGAUCAUAUGCUGCAGCACGCGAGGUUGACGCUGGGACUGGUGUACGAGCUCGCGUUUGCGGAGCUGUGAGUACGGGAUAGGGAUGUUGAUGUCUGUGGUUGAUGGUUUUAGUUAUACGGGUUGAGAUUGGAAUUUGGGCAUGGCGUAGUUAGUUGGAGUUUGAAGUCAGGUUUAGAAUAGCGGUUGCAUCGAGUGCAAAUCCUAGAAUCUCUCC
Messenger RNA from Pseudogymnoascus verrucosus, 1394 nucleotides. It is a transcript of the gene LAP1, whose product is annotated as Leucine aminopeptidase 1. Gene Ontology annotation, molecular function: metalloexopeptidase activity. NCBI's taxonomy places the organism in Eukaryota, Fungi, Ascomycota, Leotiomycetes, Thelebolales, Thelebolaceae. Bases 80 to 1249 code for a protein of 389 amino acids. The transcript is spliced from 2 exons. Gene Ontology annotation, biological process: proteolysis. The record is from RefSeq and is a predicted model, not a curated record.